This is a messenger RNA of Patiria miniata (bat star), 784 nucleotides long. Its product is annotated as Bloom syndrome protein homolog. NCBI's taxonomy places the organism in Eukaryota, Metazoa, Echinodermata, Asteroidea, Valvatida, Asterinidae. Gene Ontology annotation, molecular function: four-way junction helicase activity; ATP binding; 3'-5' DNA helicase activity. Gene Ontology annotation, cellular component: nucleoplasm; nucleus; cytoplasm. The record is from RefSeq and is a predicted model, not a curated record. Gene Ontology annotation, biological process: double-strand break repair via homologous recombination; telomere maintenance. Bases 352 to 774 code for a protein of 140 amino acids. The transcript has 3 exons.
CUGGCGUCUACAUAUUCCUUGUAUCCUUAAUCACUCAAAUUCAUGGUUGAGAAGUAAUCAAUAUGUUCCAGGAAUAAAUUAUUUAAGGAAAUUAUCCGCUAAUUCGUGCUUCCGAUUGUAAACAUCUCGAACCGACUGCUCGUGUGAAGGCUUGCGCUUGCGUGCGCGCAUGCGCGAAAUGCGUAGCAACUGAAUGGCUCUCACGCAUGCGUAUUAGAAUUGUGGGCGUAUGCAAGUGUGUUCGUCACGCCGGCCGUGAGUGUUGAAUCAGAAAAGACAUACAAAAGUUACGUUGCGACUUUCUGAAUUUCCUCAAGACUUGUUUGCUCGAGUUGAUCGAAUUUCUGUAAGAUGGAGGAGGCGAUUAAUAAUGUAAUGACGGAAUGUGGCGUCCCGUACAAUCUGAAGCCAGAGCAAAUUCAGAUCAUAAGAUCUGUCUUAGAAAGGCGAAAAAAUGUGUUCGGCCUUCUGCCCACUGGAUUUGGGAAGAGUGAUUGCUACGGAUGGUUGUCAUCAAUCAUGGACAAAAUAGAGCCUGAUGUAGAGCACAUCACCCUUGUCAUUUCACCACUGAGGUCCCUAAUGCUCGACCAGGUAGAAAGGUGGAGCUCCCGAGGUGUCACGUGUGCCGCGAUAAUGCGAGCUGAUGAAAUUGAUGAUGCUACCAAGGAAGAAAUUACGGAAGGGAAAUUUCAACUUGAAUUUGCAUGUGCUUGUCUGCUUCAACAACACUCACGGCGUGACGAACACACUUGCAUACGCCCACAAUUCUAAUACGCAUGCG